Messenger RNA from Molossus molossus (Pallas's mastiff bat), 415 nucleotides. It is a transcript of the gene RPL39, whose product is annotated as ribosomal protein L39. The coding region runs from base 71 to 226 and encodes 51 amino acids. Gene Ontology annotation, biological process: translation. The transcript has 3 exons. Gene Ontology annotation, molecular function: structural constituent of ribosome. The record is from RefSeq and is a predicted model, not a curated record. Lineage: Eukaryota; Metazoa; Chordata; Mammalia; Chiroptera; Molossidae. Gene Ontology annotation, cellular component: cytosolic large ribosomal subunit; ribosome.
CUCACGUCCUUCCGUUUCCUUCUCUCUCUUUCUCCGCCAUCGUGGUGCGUGCGUUCGACUCUCUUUCGCCAUGUCUUCUCAUAAGACUUUCAGGAUCAAGAGGUUCCUGGCCAAGAAACAAAAGCAGAAUCGGCCCAUUCCCCAAUGGAUUCGGAUGAAAACUGGUAAUAAAAUCAGGUACAACUCCAAGAGGAGACAUUGGAGAAGAACCAAACUGGGUCUAUAAGGAAUCACACAUGAGAGAUGGCUCACACAUUUAUACUGUAUCCAGCUUGCCUGCAUCUUACCAUAAUCACUGAAAAUAUCACUACUGUCUGGACAGUUGGGCGUUUUAAUUAGGAAAUUAUUGGAGGCGUGAUUUUCUUUUUUCUGCAGUAGAUUGGUUCAGUAAUAAAUGUGAGACCUUUUAAACUAC